Radiomyces spectabilis is the source of this 1709-nucleotide messenger RNA. RefSeq lists its product as uncharacterized. Bases 145 to 1662 code for a protein of 505 amino acids. The record is from RefSeq and is a predicted model, not a curated record. NCBI's taxonomy places the organism in Eukaryota, Fungi, Mucoromycota, Mucoromycetes, Mucorales, Radiomycetaceae. Gene Ontology annotation, cellular component: plasma membrane. The transcript has 2 exons.
CCUCUUUUUUAACCCCGACUUCCGCCGUUACUCAUUUGGCGUCAGAAGCCAAUCACGAGUUGGCUAUCUUGCAUCAAUCUUUUUUCGCCAUCUUUUUUUAUAUAUUGACACCGUUGCUGUCCAUUUGUCUCGGUUCACAACAUCAUGGACAACGAUACCACGGCAAUAGAAGCCUACACUUCACCCCCUCGAAAGUCUCGAGACACACCAUCACUAGCAUCAUCCGAGUCGCCCACGACGCCAAACUAUAGAGCCUGGUUGAUGUGGUGGAACACGGAUGAAUGGUGGCCUUGCUGGAUCGGUCUCUUGUUCUUUGGUUGCAUUACCACCGCGGUUAGUCACGGCGUACCACAACCAGAAUUUCUGCCUUGGAAAGUCAAUCCUUUUUCAACUUUUGCCACACCAGGCAACUAUGGCAUUAUCGUUCUUUUCUUUGCUGUGGGACUGUUGCUAUGGCUGGCCUUGGCCGCCGUACGUACCCCAGCCUGGCGAAUCUUUCCCCUCGGCUAUGCCAUCCUCUUCUUCGUCGCUUUGGUCAGCAAAAUAUUGGCAGCAAAUGUGACACUUCACAAGGCAAGCAUUGGGGAUUCCAUUUGGGCCAUUAUUUUUGGAUGCACGCUUCGCAACCUUAUUUCGCUGAGAAACCAAAAUGCACCCAUGCCGUCGUUCUUAAAAGUCGCGCAGCAGACCGAAUUUUAUAUUGCCACGAGUCUUGUCUUGUUAUGCAUUGACAUCCACGUACUGCGACCGCUGGCUCCGCGAGCUUUGUUUAUUAGCUGGAUUGAUACCCCUUCCCUGUUUAUGAUUGUCGCUCUGUUUGGCUGGCGCUUCUUACGCAUUGACAGACAAACCGCCAUCAUCAUGUCCGGUGCCACAUUUAUUUGCGGCUCUUCCGCUGCCAUCGCAUUGGGUGCCAGUAUGGGCGUACCCCAUAAAACGGAAAUGCCUAUUGCGAUCAUCUCCAUAUUCACCAUUCCAAGUAUUAUCGCGCUACCGUACGUGGCCAAACGAUUGGGUUUGUCCGCCACGGUCAGCGGAGCCUGGUUCGGAGGCUGUGUGGAUUCCACCGGAGCAGUGAUUGCCUCGGCGAGUAUCUACGGCGAUAAAGACGCCGUCAAUACUUCGGCUGUGGUAAAGAUGAUGCAGAAUGUACUCAUAGGACCGUUGUCCGUGGCCAUGGCCUGGGCAUGGUCACGAUAUGAACUUCAAGCCGCUUACAAAAAGGAAGAAGAAUUACUACGACAUGCAGGCCAUGUUGAAGACGCAGAAACAGGCAGCACCGACGUCCCAAUGACAGACAUCGAUCACAGUCGCAAAUCUCGGUCACGCCAGCCAUCCUCGGCACGGCGAGAAACGGCUUUAGAACUACUGUGGAAACGCUUCCCCAAGUUUGUUCUAGGCUUUCUCAUCACAGCCGUACUGUUCAAUACCGUCAUUGCCAGCGAUGCUCAGAAGAGAAUCGAUGUGAACAAUUUCUGCUUCUACGUGUCUGAAUGGUUUUCGACGCUUUCUUUUGUGAGCAUCGGCCUGGGACUUCAUCUUAAUGAGAUGAAGCGCAAUAUUCGGAGUCUGGGUAAACUAUGCAGCCUUUAUGUGAUUGCCCAACUUGUUGAUAUCGCCAUCACCGGCGUCCUGGCCUGGACCGCCUUUGAAUUUAUGUAAAUACAAUCAAUUUAAAUAAUAAACAUAGGAAAACCCCCAGAUUAUCA